Messenger RNA from Tribolium madens (black flour beetle), 2950 nucleotides. RefSeq names its product protein DENND6A. The transcript is spliced from 8 exons. Bases 224 to 1915 code for a protein of 563 amino acids. Gene Ontology annotation, molecular function: guanyl-nucleotide exchange factor activity. Gene Ontology annotation, cellular component: recycling endosome. The record is from RefSeq and is a predicted model, not a curated record. NCBI's taxonomy places the organism in Eukaryota, Metazoa, Arthropoda, Insecta, Coleoptera, Tenebrionidae.
AUCCCACGAUUAUGUCAUUUUGGUGGGGAUUAAAUUUGUUUUGGUGGCAGCACUGGUUGCAUAACUUCACUUGUUAAUUUUGUGACAUAUGUUUAUGUUUUGAGAGAUUGAGGGUAUAAAAAACCCUUGAAUGUUUAUAAUAAAAGCAUGUGACAAUAAUUUUUUGUUUAAAACAAAUAUGACUUUAAGUUAGAUAAUUUCAAGUUGGUGUUAAUUACUCAUUAUGUCAAAUUUAGCUGCAAAAACAAGCAAUAAUGAGGACAAAAUUGAAGAAUACAUUUGGGAAAACUUCGAAAACUGGAUUCAGUGUAUUUGCAUUGUUAAUUUUGAUUUAGAAUUGGGACAAGCCUUAGAGGGAAUUUAUCCGCGACAUGUCACUCUAACCAAGCAGGAAAUUUCAAAUAUCUGCUACUUGGCGUUUCCAGACUCCAAUUCUGGAUGUAUGGGGGAUACCACGUUCAUUAUCAGACUUCCAAACAGUCCUGGAAAAAACACGCGCCGGGAAGAACACUUGCAAUACAACAAAAAAUGUGCCCCCAAUUUACAAAUACACUCAUCUUAUUACUGGGGCUAUGUUUAUUUUAGACAAGUUAAGGAUGUUUCGUUACCUAGAGGCUACUUCCAAAAGAGCGUUGUUAUAUUAACCCGACUACCUUUCAACAACUUAUUCAUGAAAAUUUGUGAUUUAUUAGCACCUGAAUAUUUUGAACACGGUGAACUUAGUUUGGAAGCUGCUUGUUGUAAUAUAGAGCGGUGGCCUCCUCCAUCUCCCGGGGUAAUGCUCAAUCUUCCAUUGUUAGGUUUAGUUUUUCAAGUCUAUAUUCCUCAGUCCAACAGCAAUUCCCCUAACUGGCAACUGGCCGCGUUAACAGAACCGACUGAAAAUCAGAUUCAGACUUCUGUUGAAGAUUUAAACUAUUUUGAGAUUUUGCAGCCAGUCUUGUCACAUAUCCACCUAUUGUGGGAAUUGAUCCUCACGUCAGAGCCUCUGGUGAUAAUGGCGACGUCUCCCACUCAUUGUUCUUCGAUGGUGUUAGCUUUAACAAGAAUAAUUUCUCCACUGAAAUUCUGUGGUGACUACCGGCCCUAUUUUACAAUUCACGAUAGCGAAUUCAAGCAAAUUACGAGUAAAGUACAAGGACCCCCGCCUGUAAUUUUAGGGGUAACGAACCCGUUUUUCGGUAAAAUUCUCCAUCACUGGCCUCAUACGAUACGAUUAGGGAAUGAUUUAGGGCCAAGUCAAAAAUUCAAGCUUAAAAAGAACGUCAACUCAAAAAUGUUAGAUAAUAGUCCUGGGAUAUACACAGUGUACAAGCCGUUCUUGCAGAAAGAUAAAAAUAUUAUAAAAAAAUUGAUUUCGGGAGUGACUUCAAGACGGCCGUUUGAAGUUCAGUCGGCCUUAUUAAGAAGACAUCUUCUCGAGCUCACGCAAAGCUUUAUUAUACCGUUAGAAAGAUAUAUUGCUAGUUUAAUGCCACUACAAAAAAACAUAUCACCUUUUAAGGCAGCCCCAACUCCUCUGCCUUUUAAUCCCGACGAUUUUAUAGCCACUUUAGAGACAGCUGGGCCUCAACUUACAACAGGGAUUAAGGGCGAUUGGAUUGGCUUGUACCGAAAAUUUUUUAGAUCACCCAAUUUCAACGGGUGGUUUAAUAUGAGGUAUACAGAUUUGGCGUUGAAAUUGCAAGCCUUACAUCUUGAAGCGCUUUCCAAUGCUGAUUUGAAAGACUGGGUACAGGGUAAACCAGAAGUUGAAGUUGUUGACAUGAUGUUAAAAAUUAGAGACAAAAUAACAAAAUGUCGCGAAAUUAACAUACCCGUUGACGAUAAAGUAAAAGAAAAGUUAAAUCAAAGACUACAAGAUAUUAUUAGCUCUCUCCCUGAUGAUUUGAAAAAUGUUUUUCAAGUUACAUGAUGCAAAUUAUUUUUCCCAGUCGAUAAAUAUGUACAUAAUUAGUAUAUUAUUUUGUUUUAAUUAAAACAGACUUAGACUACGAUAAUUUCCAUUAUGUAACUGCUUUUGCAAUUCAAGUUACAACUAUAUAGGGAGAAUUUGUUGGUUUGUAUUAUAAGUAAUUUGUGUGGCAUUCAAAAACUGUUGGAUGUUGCAUUAUUUUUUUACUGUUUUUAUAUACAAUCCAAAUUUUAUAACUUGUUGAUCAAAAAAAGAAACAAACUAGUAAAUAUGUUCCUGCUUCAUCUUGCAUUUAACGUUUCUAGUGUGAAGAACAAAUUCAAAUUGUAACUGUUGGUGCAAAUUUGUAAAUUAAAUGGAUUCUUAUCUCAGGGUUUGCGCAACAGUUUUAAAUUUAAUUAAGAAUGUGCCAAAAUGGCCUUAACUGCCAGUCAAUUUCCAUCCGAUUAUAAAUGUGAGAUAUAUCUGAAUUAGGGUUCAAUGAAGUUUUAAAUGUAAGUCCCUUUCUGUCAAUUAUGUUUAAUAGUUUAGAAAAGAAUUAUUAUAAUGUAUAGAUCACGUAGACGGUUUUGGUUAAUUACCAAAAAAUAACAGCCUUAAUUAACAGCAAUAAACAAAUUUUUCAAAAAAGUUUAUUUACUUCCAGUUUUUAAACGUAAUCAUGAGGCCAAGAUGUGAAACUGUUAUUUUUCGCCGUAGACGCAUUUUGCACGCUGCAGUAAAGUAGUACUAACGUAAUUUAUAAUGUAGUUGAAUUUUAGAGGUACUGGACAUUUGAUUUAUUCGCUCAUUUUUAAAUGUCCAUUCAUUAAGUUGUGAAUAUUGGUGGUAACAUACAUAUAGUUUUGAUAUUUUUAUAAAUGGUUCAUUUUUUAUUAUUGUAUAUAACAUUUUAGUUCAGCAACCAACCAACAAAAAAUAGCCACUAGUAUUUAUUUAUGUUACAGAAUACAAUGAUACAUGUUUUGAUGUAAACAAUAUUGCUAUUGUAAUUAUUUGUAAUAUUAUUUGAUCAGUAAAAACUAUAAAAAGGUU